Molecule: messenger RNA, 3236 nt
Organism: Austrofundulus limnaeus
Lineage: Eukaryota; Metazoa; Chordata; Actinopteri; Cyprinodontiformes; Rivulidae
Gene: loxl4
Product: lysyl oxidase-like 4
Biological process (GO): peptidyl-lysine oxidation; collagen fibril organization
Cellular component (GO): membrane
Molecular function (GO): copper ion binding; protein-lysine 6-oxidase activity
Source: RefSeq, a predicted model, not a curated record
CUCUCUCUCCUCGCCACCGACAUCCACCACAUUAGCAGCCUGCCAGGACUCCUCUUCUCCCUCAGGAUGACCUGCUCCCUCCGCUUGAGCGCCCACCUCCUUCUGCUGCUGCUGUCCCUCAGCUGCACCGCGCACGCCGAGCCCCGGCGCACCCCCCAGCGCAGGGUGGCCCGGGCGCCGGCCUCCAAGGUGCGACUGGCGGGAAACUUUGCGCGGGAAGCGAACGAAGGGCGCGUGGAGGUGCUGCACAACAACACCUGGGGGACCGUCUGCGACGACGAGGUGGACAUAAAGCUGGUCGGCGUGGUGUGCCGAGAGCUGGGCUUCCGAGGAGCCGUGACGUGGGCUCACAGCGCCAAGUAUGGAGAGGGAACGGGACCGAUAUGGAUGGAUAACGUACGGUGCGACGGCUCAGAGAAGUCCUUGAAAGACUGCAAGCACAAUGGAUGGGGGGUGAAUGACUGCAAGCACUCUGAAGACUUGGGGAUUGUGUGCACACCCGAGCACCGGGUGGAUCAGCCCACCAACAGAGGUCACACGACUGCUGCCAGACCUUUGGUCAGCCAUGCGCCUCAAUGGGGGGCUAACAUCGCAACCCAGAGGCAUCCAGGAUAUGGGUAUUAUGGCAAUGGACAUCCGUAUGAGAUUCCCAGAGUCCAUCGACCACCCCACCACUACCAGGGUCACAGCAAGGUGCAAAUAGAAGAAGUCCGUCUUCGCCCCAUCCUCAUGGCUACGAAGAAAAAGAGCCUUAUCACAGAGGGCGUAGUGGAAGUGAAGCAUGCUGGGAGAUGGAGGCAGGUGUGCGACCUGGGUUGGAGUCUGAACAGCAGCCGUGUGGUGUGUGGGAUGCUUGGCUUUCCAGAGGCCGCUCAACACAACGUCAAAACAUACAAGAAAAUAUGGGACACCAAGGUCAAAGAUCCAUCAACAAGAAUUAGCCUCAUGGCAAAAAAGAAGGGAUUCUGGGUAGAGAAAGUGCACUGUCUGGGCACAGAGAACAGCCUGUCGGAGUGCCUUGCUCAGCUGUCCAUCCCUCGCAGUCCCACUCCAUGCAAGAACGGGAGACACGCGGUGGUCAAGUGUGUGGCGGGGCCUCAGUUUGCUCGAAUGUCCUCAGGAAGACCCCAGGCUCCUCAUCCAGUUGUGCCUGUGCGCCUUAAGGCAGGUCCCCGGCUGGGCGAGGGUCGUGUGGAGGUGCUCCGGAAUGGAAAAUGGGGAACUGUUGUCGACCACAUGUGGGACAGGACUGCAGCCAGCGUGGUGUGCAGAGAGCUGGGUUUUGGUUCUGCCAAAGAUGCCCUGCAAGGAGCUUUUAUGGGCCAAGGUACAGGACCUAUCCACAUGAACAAUGUACAGUGUAUGGGCUCCGAACGCUCCAUCCUGGACUGCUUUUUCCAGGAAGUCCAACCRUGGACAUUCAAACACAGCCAAGAUGCCUCUGUACGCUGUAACGUUCCUAAAACGGGCACGGAAAAAACGGUACGGCUCGCAGGUGGUAGAGUCCCCUCUGAAGGCCGCGUGGAGGUGUUGAUGGAAUUUGGAGGUCGUAAGCGSUGGGGCUCCGUCUGUAGCGAGAACUGGGGCAUCAAUGAAGCGAUGGUGGUGUGCAGACAGCUGGGCCUGGGCUUYGCUGCCAGCGCUCUCCAGGAGACAUGGUACUGGGCUGGUGACCCAAAUGCUAACGACRUGAUUCUCAGUGGAACUCACUGUGUGGGAACAGAGCUUUCAAUCCAACAAUGUCGUCGCAACACCCACCUUCACUGCCCGCGUGGAGGUGGGGCCAAGGCUGCUGGGGUCAGCUGUUCGGACACUGCCCCAGAUCUUGUUUUGGACGCCCAGCUGGUCCAGGAGACAACCUACCUGGAAGACCGACCCCUCCACUUGCUGAAGUGUGCUCAUGAAGAGAACUGUUUGUCCUCCUCUGCUGCCAGGAUGAACUGGCCCUACGGCCACCGUCGCCUGCUGCGCUUCUCCUCUCGCAUCAUGAACCUGGGUCGGUCCGAUUUCAGACCCAAGGCAUCAAAAGACACCUGGACAUGGCACGAGUGCCACAGGCACUACCACAGCAUUGAGGUGUUCACACACUAUGACCUGCUGACUCUGAACGGUACAAAGGUUGCAGAGGGACACAAGGCCAGUUUCUGUCUUGAGGAUACAUACUGCCCUGAUGGACUCCAGAAGCGGUUCUCCUGCUACAACAUGGGUGAUCAAGGCAUUUCUGUAGGUUGCUGGGACACUUAUCGCCAUGAUAUUGACUGUCAGUGGGUUGAUGUGACGGAUGUACGGCCUGGUGACUACAUAUUCCAGGUGGAAGUCAACCCUUCACUGGACAUGGCCGAGUCUGACUUCAUGAACAACGUCAUGAGAUGUCGGUGCAAAUACGACGGCCACAGAGUUUUCAUGUACAGUUGUCACACAGGGGACGCUUACAGUGCGGAGACCGAAGACCUGUUUGAACACCAAAGACAGAUCACUAACAACUUUGUGUAGCCCAUCCAAGGGUCCAGUUUGAAGGCAGUACAGUGGAACACAGAUACUAUUUAUUGUGGGCUAAGUUCACUGGCCUCAGGAAUCCUGGGACCUUGGGAUCCACAAUAACUACAAAAGACACAAAAUGCCACCUGCUUGUUCAUCUUCUCUUCAGACGACGGUGACAUUUUUUAUCAACACAUCAUUCAGCAACCAUUGCAAGGAUAUUUACAUAAACUAAACUGAUCAUUGGGAAGAACAGGUGCUGCAUGGUUCAACAUGGGUUUAUCUUCUAGUUAAAUAUUAUUUCAGUCUUUCACAUUUUUUGUGAAUGUGGUUAUUAGUAGCUGAAAUCUAUCAUUUAGAACAACAUUUGUGAAAAAAUUAUGCUUUAAAAACAAAGACAACAUUAACCUCCAACUUAAACAAAAAUAAUGAUUGUGUGAAUUUUACCCCCUCCCCACCCGAAAAAAAAGCCUGCCCAAAUUGUAUCUUUUGUGCUUUUAUAUUACAAAAAUACCAGUGCUCUUUACCAAUACUGUAUGUUUUUUUUUAUUAACAUCAAUAUGUUUCAGGUGAACAAUGUUAUAAACAAAGUUAUGUUAUUUUUGUACUUAAAUAUAGCUCUAACAAAAUUAUAAUUUUACAAAAAUAUUGUUGUGCUUGACAUUCAGACUAAUUACGAAAAGGUCAAUUAAUUUCAAAGAAGGAAGCACUUUAUCUUAAAAACAGAAGUAUUCAAGUUUGUGCCCCAAACCCCCCUC